Eleginops maclovinus (Patagonian blennie) is the source of this 4920-nucleotide messenger RNA. RefSeq names its product cortexin-1-like. Lineage: Eukaryota; Metazoa; Chordata; Actinopteri; Perciformes; Eleginopidae. The transcript is spliced from 3 exons. Bases 1056 to 1442 code for a protein of 128 amino acids. The record is from RefSeq and is a predicted model, not a curated record.
AGGAGAGAGGAGCUCAAAGUUUCAGGUCGGACACGUACGGAACCCCUGAUCAGGAGCUGCAACCCAAGAGGAACGACUCCACAGACACCUCCUCUCUCAGGGGCUAAACAUACCUGGAAGACAGACGUGUUUUGGUCUAUGAAUUUAAGUGUGCACUUGAGGCGGUUCUAUAGGAACUGCAACCGGGAACAUCUGAUGACAGCACGUCAUGCCUGCUGAAGAAUCAGCAUUCAAAACACUGAAGAUCAAACUAGAUUAAGAAGCUUUUCAAUUCAAAACUGACUACGUACGAGGCUGACCUCCUUUGAAGAUUCAUUUUUCUACCUUCUGUUGCUUUUCCUGUCAAAAGAGGACGUUCUUUCGACUUGUUUGAAUGCUUUUUGAUAGCGUUGACCCACAUUGGAAGCACUUAUCAUGGCAAAAUGUCACAUUUAGCAUGCCACAUUUACAAAAGUGAUGCUCGGUCCUUUUUUAUAUGCAGCGUGGCUGACCGCUGGCUCUAAUUAGACACAUGCACACACCUGGUGUUGCCGGCCUGUUGUUUAAACAGAUAUACCCAAUCUGCACACUAUUCUCUGACACGUGUUGUUUGCAUCGUCAAGAAGAAGAAGAAGAAGUCACAUCUGAUUUGAGAAUGAAAGCUUAAGUGGCACCUCUGGCCUGAUUAACACUUUGGAAACAUCACUCCGCCUCAGGCACGGUUACUCCACUCAGAAAAGCCAUCAUUACACUGUUAGUCACUUCCUUAAAGAUGUGUGGUGCUAGAAAGUAGUUCACUAAAAAAGCGUGUGUGUGUGUGUCACAUUGUGUCAGCCCUUUCUGGGUCACACCACUUUGACUGACCUAGAUUUGAAAACACAUUGGGAGGAAGGUGUGUGUGUGUAGAAGAACAGCAUACACACAUUUAUAGAUAUUUUCACAGCACUCUCUGACCUUGACGAUAUGUUUUGCUUUCUUACUACUGAGCAAACUUCUUAUUAAGGCCCUGAGCAGAAGAGAAACCCCGAUAUUAACCUUCUUAUAAGGCAGGUGGUUUUCCGUCCUCACCACCCCAGAUGAACACCUUCCCCUCCUUCUCCGCCCCUCCUCCCAACACGCCCAUCAUCAAGUCAGUGUGUAAGCCGUGCCUCCGGGCCCCGUGGAGGAUGAACGAUGUUCCCACACUUGACUACGAGUUGCUGCUGUCCCCGGCCGGCUCUUCCCUCCCCAGCAGCGCUGGUGGCGGCGGUGGCAGCAGCAGCCCCCCCCUCGCCCUGGUCGGCGUGGACAAUGAGCAGCGCACCGCCCUGGCCUGCGUAGGCCUCCUCAUGCUCUUCCUGGUCUUCCUGCUGGUCAGGUGCUUCAGGAUCCUGCUGGACCCCUACAGCCGCAUGCCUGCAUCAUCCUGGACUGACCACAAGGAGGGGCUGGAGAGGGGCCAGUUCGAUUAUGCACUGGUGUAAGGGGGGGGGAGAUAUUUCCCUACACAGUUCAUGUAUAAUGGUGUGAAUGCACUCAGGAGGUUUACAAUGUACUGGUGUAUAUAGGAAUCUGCAGGAUGGGGGGACCAGACACCCGGGACUGUCCCAAUUACCAAGACUGUUUGUCCCAAAACUUAGAUUCAAUCCGAGUUGUUUUUAGCCGAAUACAACAUUAAAUAAUCCGUCAUUCUUGGGUAAUCAGAACCUUUACUCAAGUGAAAAAUACUAAUACCACAGUGGAGAAAUACUGCAAGUUACUAACACUGAAGAAACUGAGACGUUGACUUUGAUGAAAUGUAUUAAGUCAACAGAUUUCAGAUACUGUUAGUUGAAAGCAAUAUUAUCUAGUUGAAACUAUUUAAACGUAACAUUACUUUGAAUUAACCUAAUAUAGUUAUGUGAAACCUGCUGACAAUACAUAUAAUUAAAGUCAACAUUUCAGUGUUUUUCAGCCAGAAGAGUUCAUUACUCUACAUACAGUAAGAAGUACAAUAUCUGCUUCCAAAUCGUAGUGUAGUAGAAGUAGGAAAUACUUAUCUAAAGUACAUUGACCUCCAGAUUGUACUUAAGUACUUGAUUAAAGUUUCUUCUCAACACUGUGGGAAUUAUUCUGGUGUUUCCCACACACAGACAGUUCAUGGCAGUCGUAGUUUCUUUAACCCUUGCCCAAUAGAUCUGAGGUUUAAUUGAAAAUAUUGGGGGUAAAUUAAACGUUCCCUUGCUGACAUGGGGCCCCAGAAGUAAGUUAACAUUGAGCCCAGAUCUGCAGGAACCAUACGGUUUGAGGAGGGAAUUACCCAGAGAUCAUUGCUGCCUUACUGGAUCCAAACAAAGCAUUUCUGCAGGAACUAAACAUACUAUGAUUAAUAUAGUGUUCAUUCUGGAGGGCAUUCCCGACUCCCUUGUCCCGAAUGACACCCGUUAUCAUCUGGUCACCCCUCUGCAGGUAGCAUACCACCUCUGCGAAACAAACCCCCAGAUGUUGCACCGUGAAGGACAGAAAUAAUGAGCUGCACAGCUGCCUUAACCUGGACCUCCUGUACCCGUCCAACACGCUCCACCUUAUGGCUAGGUUUUCCUAACGCCACAGCUUGCCAGUAUUUAGACUCAAAGCGUGUUUGGGGAAGAUCACCUUCACUCACGGCAUAGUUUAUAACCUCAACGAUAGAAAAGGAGCAGACGUUAAAGGGGACAUAUCAAGGGGAAAGUACAUUUGGAGUGCCUACGAACCCAACAUGUUUAGUGAGCAGCUUCACCAGAAAACAUGACCUUCAGAUGUUGCUGUACUUUUAUAUCACAUGGAGAUUCAUUCAAAUAUACCUGUCACUACCCGAUGUGUAGGCUACCGGAAACCCGAUCCCGCGCGCAAAUAAUGGUUUACAGUGUUGUUGAGAAACUCUAUCGAAACACACACAAACAUCCCAUGGAUAAAAUACUAUCGAGCUGAAGGCCUUAUAGACAAAGAAAAAGAAAUAAAAUAGAUCAUAAUAAAACAUGUGUUUACGAAAGCCUUUUUUAGAUCACUUUGUAUUGAUAACACAUCUUUACAAAAAUGCAAAGCUUAAUAAAUGUACCUUGAUAUAUUUAAUUGAUUAAUUGAUUAUUUUAUUUAAGCUAUGCAAACAUUUGACUAGCUUUUCUUUGUUUAUACGUGACGAAAUGAGCUCCAUAUCUUAAACAUUCUUCACCAAAACAAGAGAGAAUGGGUUUAUUUUAUUUUAACCAAUUUAAGUCUUCUAUUUUAUAACUAAUCAAACCAAGUUAGUUUAUUGAAAUCCCAGAAAACUGCCGUAAAUUGCUUCAACAUACUUCAGUGAGCAUCAUGGGAACUAGCGGCGUAUUCGCACAUGCGCAAAACCCAACAAGAACUGGAUCCUGCGUUGGAGGCGGGACCUGGUUAAAUCCUACGAGAGCUGCAUGAAGACAAAAUGGCCUGAGAUUCUCAAGAGCGAAACGUCACAAAUUACCCAUCAUGCCGGGCUAACGAGCACGGAGCAUGCGCAGUUGAGUUCCCAUUAAGCCCCGCCCCCGAUCUCCCGCUUUGAGAACAUCAGCUUUUAGCGCAUUUCACAACUUUAAGUACAUACUAUUUUUAAUGAGGGCUAUAAAAGGGUUCAUACGUGGUAGUUUAUUUGGUUUAGAAAAUGACCCACCGAUUUACAGACGUCUCUUUCCCCAAUGUGAAAAAGCGGGACUGGGCCGGGUGACGUCACGGACUGAUACGGAAGUUGUAGUAUCGUGACUCCUGACUUUGAGAAAAAAUUCGCCAUCGAUUUUCGUAAAACUGCUCAUAUUUGAAAUCUAAACACUUGAUUUCUCGCCUCAAAGUGAAUUUGUAGUGAUGAAAUAGCAUACGAAAAUAGUAAAAACGUACCGUGUUUCAAUGGCGUCGAGUAAUUUUCCGCUCCUCGAUUGAAUGCCGAAAUGAAUGCUGGGAUAUAUUCGCUGCCGGGUUAACACAAGUUAGCAUCCGAUGCAUCCUUGGUAAAAUGGGCGUGUCGAGAACAUUUCCGCGAAUACAUCCGGGAACUUUAUCCGUUCUUGGUGAAAGCGAACUUGGGUUUGGGACAGUACUUGGGCAGCAAGAGAUGACGUUUCUCAAGAACACGAGCACAGACAAGAACGCAAAUUGAGAAAAAGGCCCAUUUUCUCAAAGUCAGGAGCACUUCCUGGUACGGAACGGGUAACGACAAUACCUCCCCCACAAUUUCACGACACAUAAGCCAAUCAGAACAGACUAGGCUUUUUUAGGAGUUGGUCUUAAAGGGACAGGCGCUAAAACGGCGCGUUUGAGACAGAGGGUGAAAGCAUGUUUAUUAAAGAAGAAAGAUUAUGGGUUUUUUUUACAUUAAGCACGUAAACAUGUUCUUUGAAAAACCCUUAAUACAUGUAUGAACCUUAAAAUGAGCAUGAUAUGUCCCCUUUAAAUGAAGGAGUUUACACUUAAGCAGACGCCCCUUUAAUACAAAUGUCCAUCGUAAAGCAUCCAGGUGCUGAUCAAGGAGCAACAAGUCCUCACCUUUUAUUUUUGGAUUGAUCCUGGAGCAGCACUGCAGUUUUAUGAACCUUUUCAGCUUUGUGUUUGUGUCUCCAUAACAUGUCGUCUGUUUGUGUGUCACUGUGUCUGUAACUGGGAAGCCAUACUGAAACUAUAAUCUCUUAUUACUGCAAGUAGAGUUUCUGUUCUCUGGUUGUGUGCUUUGCGUUGGUCCCUGUGUCGAUGAAGCAAACAGCAACCUUUAGGCGAAGAGAAAGCUUUAUUUUUCUAUUCCUGACUCGAGUUUGGGGAGUCUCCUUUUUGCUAUCUUUCCUUCCGUCCUCUUACUGUGGAUUUCUAGUCGUGCCGCCAGGUCUUAGAAGGACGAUGAGCUGGGGUCUUCUUCUUGUGUUUUUGUAAUUGCAUAUUUUUCUGACUUGAUCUGCUUUGUUUUUUAAAAACAAAAACAGUGAAAAACCCUUU